AUGUUUGCUUUGUUCUUUUUAAAGUCUUUUACAAGUUUUUCAUCGCAGCAGAAUUACCUUUUUAUUGGCUUUUUCGAUUUCGAUUCAUUUUCUUUUCCUUUUUUCCUUCCUAUUUUAUUCUCCUUCUUCUUUUUCUUCUUUUUCUUUUGCUUCUUCUUCUCCUUCUUUUUUUUCAUCCCUAAUUAUUAUUCAUUUCUUCAUCUCUUUUCUUUCUUCCUCUACAAAAUCAUCUUUUUUCGUCGUGUUCGUUUAGAUUUUCGUUUUCUUUCCAUUCUUCUUCUUUUCCUUUUCCUUCUUCUUUUUUCUUCUUCUUUUUCUCCUUCUUUUUCUUUCCCUUAUUUUUCUCCUUUUUCAUCAGCUCUUUCUCCUUCUUUCUUCUUCUUAUAUUUUCUUCUUUUUCUUAUCAUUUAUCCUUUUACUUCUUCUUUUCUACUUUUUCUUUUUUUCUUCUUCUUUUCUUCUUUUUCGCCUCUCCUUAUUCUUUUUCUACUUCUCCUUCUUCUUCUUUUUUCUUCUUUUUCUUCUUCUUUUUCUUCUCUUUCUUUUUCUCAUUUUUCUUCUUGUUCUUCUCCGGCUUCUUCCUCGCCUUCCUUUUUUUCUUUUCUUCCUCUUUCUUCUUCUUCUUCUUCUUCUUCUUCUUCUUCUUCUUCUUCAACCACUACAUUUUCCCUUUCUUUCUGUACUCUUUUUACUCUUCUUCUGCCACCUUUUCUCUUUCACUUUUCACUUUUACCUUCUCUUUUUCACCCUCCUCCACUACCUCCACGCUUUUUCUCUACCUUUUUCUACCACCUUCUACACCCUCUUUCUUCAUCUACCUCUUGUUUUUAUUUCUCCCCCUCCUCUUCUUCUUCUUCUUGCCUCCUCCUCCUCCUCCUCCUCCUCUUCUACUUCUUCUUCUUGGCUCCUCCUCCUCUUCACUGCCAUUCGUUUCAUUUUUCUUUUUUCAUUCUUUCUUUCUUUUUUCUUUCUUUGCUUUUUCUGUUCUUUCUUUCUUUGCUUUUCUAUUAUUUCUUUCUCUCUUCCUCUUUCUUUCUUUCUUUCUUUUUCUCUCUUUCUUUCUUUUUUUCCUUCUCUCUCUUUCUUUUUCUGUCUCUUUCUUUUUUGCUUUUCUAUUCUUUCUUUCUCACUUUCUUUCUUUGCUUUUCUAUUCUUUCUUUCUCACUUUCUUUCUUUCUUUCUUUCUUUCUUCUUGCUUCCAUUUAA
Messenger RNA from Acanthosepion pharaonis, 1206 nucleotides. Lineage: Eukaryota; Metazoa; Mollusca; Cephalopoda; Sepiida; Sepiidae. The record is from the annotation of a GenBank genome assembly.